AUGCCGUGCUACGUGCACACAGGCGAGCUGCACUCCCACCAGCAGAGAGAGCGCACGUUAGAACCUGCUGCAUCAACCAGCCAGCAGCAGGAGGAGGAGAAGCAAGUAGAGGAGAAGAGGCAGCAGGAGAAGCAGGAGGAGGAGAAGAAGCUGGAGGAGAACCUGGAGGCGGAGUUUCCUGCUCGCCAUAUUCUGCUGAUCUGCCGGUCUCAUACGGACCCGAACACAAACACCAGAUCCAGGUUGGUGCAGUGCAGUGACCCGGAAAUAUCAGCAGUCCCUGUAAACGUCCCCCCCGACACAGUCAAACUUCGCCUUGAAAAGACCUUCAUCUCCAAGGUGCCCCGAGCAGCCUUCUACAACCUCUCAGAGCUUCGCUUUUUAUGGCUGACCUACAACUCCAUAACAACCAUCCACCCCAGCAGCUUCGUCAACCUAAAGGCUUUAAGAGAGCUGCGCCUGGACGGAAACCUGCUGACCACCUUCCCCUGGGAGGGGCUCCGGGACAUGCCCCGCCUCCAGACUCUGGGGCUCCACAACAACCGCCUGUCCAGCCUUCCAGCCCACGCUGCUCUGUUUCUCCAAAACAUCACCUACCUGGACCUGUCCAGUAACAGACUGACUAUAUUACCAGCUGAACUCUUGGACCUCUGGUUUCCUCUUCCAGGACUGGAGGGUGGGCCCGUGCAGAGAAAAAUCCUGGGUCUACAUGACAACCCCUGGUUGUGUGACUGCCAGAUCUCCAUGCUGACCCAGUUGUCCAUGUCCAUUGGGAGUUCAGUGGUUCUGAUGGAUCAGCUGCUGAUGUGCAGCAGGUCUCUGGGUCAGUCGGGGAUGCUGCUGACCCAGGCCAAGCUGUCUCGCUGUAUGAGGCCGUCUGUCCAGCCUGCAGCCACCCGGGUCAUCUCUCCACUGGGCAGCAACGUGAUCCUGCGAUGUGAUGCGAGUGGCUACCCAACGCCAACACUGACCUGGAUCAAAACCACAGCCUACACUGAUUGUUGCCAACAAGACAUCCUGCAGAACUCUGAACAGCUACCCAGGAUUUUGGAGAGUUUUAUGCAGGCGUCUCCUCGAGUCGGGGUCCGCUGGUCAAUCAUCAGUCUGAACGGGUUAUCUUACAAAGAUGCUGGUGAGUAUCGCUGCCAGGCCCGAAACAUGGCAGGCAUUUCUGAGGCGCCAAUCAAACUCAAGGUGAUGGGAAUCAGCAGACUACGACGCCCUCCAAAGAAAAAAUCCAAAAAGAUUCCAUCUAAAUCUCCAUCCAGAUCCAGGAGACCAAACCAAACCCCAGCUGCUUCUAACAGCCUCUCAGGGAAGGUGAAUUUAACCGCCACAACCAUACCACCAUCUUUGAAGAAUAUGGCCCAGAAAGCUCAACGUCCUCAGUCCUCAGUGUUUCAGGAAAUCAAGCAGAUAAAAAGGCAUGAAAUGAACUCAGUAGAAGCACAUAAGAAGACCCUCACACUCAUCAAGUCUACAUCAAGACAGCUAAACACCUCUGAAAGUACUCUUUCAACACUUGUCUGAAUCACUGAAUUUGCUAAAUUUCAACCUGGAAAACAAAUUCCGCUUUUUCUUGUGAAAACUUAUAGCUUCCAAGUUCCUGCUGCUAUCCCAGAUAUGGCACAGUUGUUGAUGGCAUUUGUUUGUAAAACAUCAAUAAACUGUGACACAGAAAGUAACGUCUGUGGAGUAAUUAUUUUAAGGGAAGUUUUCUUUGUUCAGGUUUUGAACAACAAUCUCAAAAUACCAGACCAAGAACCUCACAUCACAGACUUGGAUGUGGUCUCAGCUGUGCCUGACAAAUUUCGUCACAUCUAAAC
Messenger RNA from Melanotaenia boesemani (Boeseman's rainbowfish), 1826 nucleotides. Its product is annotated as leucine-rich repeat, immunoglobulin-like domain and transmembrane domain-containing protein 3. The record is from RefSeq and is a predicted model, not a curated record. Gene Ontology annotation, molecular function: protein binding. NCBI's taxonomy places the organism in Eukaryota, Metazoa, Chordata, Actinopteri, Atheriniformes, Melanotaeniidae. Bases 1 to 1530 code for a protein of 509 amino acids. The transcript has 8 exons.